This is a messenger RNA of Gopherus flavomarginatus (Mexican gopher tortoise), 11419 nucleotides long. It is a transcript of the gene LRRC10B, whose product is annotated as leucine rich repeat containing 10B. Lineage: Eukaryota; Metazoa; Chordata; Testudines; Testudinidae. The coding region runs from base 526 to 1416 and encodes 296 amino acids. The transcript has a single exon. The record is from RefSeq and is a predicted model, not a curated record. Gene Ontology annotation, molecular function: protein binding.
CACCCGGGGCCGCGCUGCGCCAGGGCCGGCGCCACGCGGGGGGGAGGCCGAUCCCGGGUAGGGGCAGGCUGGUAGCCCCGGGAGGGCCAUCCAGGAGGCACCGGUCCGGCCCUGGCAGGGGGACCCCGGAGCUCUGGUCCUGGUCCCGGGAGGCUGAUCUAGGGGCACCGGCCCCAUAGUCGGGAGGCUAUUGGGGGGCCCUGGUCCCGGCCCUGGCAGGAGGAGGCGAGCGGGCACCAGCCCCAACCCCGGCACAGGGCUCCCAAGGGGGGCACGUGGCCCAGUCCCGGGAGGGCGAUCCAGGGGGCACCAGUCCCAGCCUUGGCCGGAGGGGUGCAAGGGGGCACCAGUCCCAGCUCCGGGAGUCUGGUCGGUCCCAACCCUGACGGGGGGAUCUGUGGGGGGGAACACUGGUCUUAGUCCCAGGAGGCCAAUCCAGGGGGCACCAGGUUAGUUGGUGGUCAUGUUCCCUGUGGGCUGCCCCGCUGGAGGCGGUGGCUCUCGUUCUCCCAGCAGCCCUUGGCCAUGAGAAUGGGCAGCGCAGGGUCCUCAGGCAGGGAGGAACGGCUGCCAUCGGGUGCGGAGGAACAGCUGAGUGGUGGGGAUCAGACACUGGAGCUGACCGGGCGGCACCUGAAGCGGCUGCCAGGCCCAGUGUGUGCCCUGGGCAGCCUGCAGAAGCUCUACAUCAGUGGCACGGGGUUGCGGGAGCUGCCCGAGGAGAUCGAGGGACUGCGGGAGUUGCGCAUCCUGGCACUGGACUUCAACAAGCUGGAGGAGGUGCCUGAGGCACUAUGCCGCCUGCCCCGUCUCACACGCCUCUACCUGGGCAGCAACCGCCUCUUUGGCCUCCCUGCAGAAUUUGCCCAGCUCCAGACUCUGCGCUGCUUGUGGAUUGAGAACAACUACCUGUACCAUUUCCCUCGGGCCUUGCUCCAGAUGCCUGCACUGCAGUCCUUGCAGAUGGGUGACAAUCGACUCCGAGCGCUGCCGGGCAGCCUGCCACGUAUGACUGGCCUCCGGGGACUCUGGCUAUAUGGGAAUCGCUUUGAGGAGUUCCCACAGCCCCUGCUCCGCAUGUCACAGCUCCAUAUCCUUGACCUAGACCGCAACAAGAUCAUCGAUUUCCCAGACCUGGUCCACCUGAAAGGGUUACGGCUCUUUUCCUAUGACCAUAAUCCAGUUAAAGCACCACCCUGUGUGGCUGACACUGUCACCCUUGUAGGUGAUGGGGCCCAGGAGCUGAUGGAGGCCAGGGAGGAACGUCUCCAGAGCCUGCGGGAGCAGGAUGAGCAGGAUGAGCAGGAGGAGAAUGGCUCAGAAGCCAUGCAGGGCACCCUGAGGAACGACUCCUCUCUGCUAGAGGAUGCUGAAGGCAGUUUCUCUGCCCUGGAAUGCUCCCCAGAAGAAACAUGAGAAUGGGCACUACAACAACAUGGUUGCUGCUCAGAAAAUCUGGUGGACACUGGUGGGCUGGUAGAUCCGCUUCUGCGCUGCAAGGGGUGAGAGUCUGCAUGGACCAUCUCUGGCCUUGAGUAGCCACAGUCUCCCAACUAAGGUCAUGGGUAACUACCAGUCCAGGGAGUCAUUAUCUUCUUGCAUGAGACAGGAAAACCAUGAAUCAAAAGGGUUGCUGUUUCCUUGCUGGGACCACAGACAGCAAAGGGGAGCAUCAUCUAUCUGCAGGAGUUCUGGGCAAUCACUGCACCCCUGAGGCAUCCUGCAUAGCCACAGGAUAUGGGGGUUGGCAGGGUUGAAACCACAAUGCUAUUGUGUUGGAUAAUCCCAUUGGACCAGCUCUGUGGGAGGAUGGUCCCUGUAUGAGAUGGGCAUUGAUAAGAGCUGGCCUUCUCAGAACAGCCAGCCUGUGGUAGAAGCCUGGAAUUGAAAGGACUUUAAUGUGACAAUCUGUGGCUGUUUGGUUAGGUAUCUGUGAGUGAUCCCUGCUCCUAGCCAUCCAGCCCAUUGCCACGGGACUCAGAUGCAAGACAGGAAAAAGCCAUGCUGUUUGAUCUGGUGGGUUUUUUUAAUUCCCUUGGACUCCACACCCUGGAGUGCUACAGGGUUCAAGUAUGAACAGAAAAACUUCUCACAUCCUAGAGAUUCCUAUUCUCCUACUGGAAUUAGACUCAGAGAGAAACGUCUCCCAAGCUGCUCCUUCGAGCUGUCAGCUUUGAAAAGAAGCUGACAGGAAAGCCUUGUUUGUGCGCAGCGCUCCCUCUCUGGCCUGGAAAGGGUUUUUGCCUCCGCUCUUUGUAUGGUGGGAAAAGGAGCCCUGUGCGCUGCUUUGCAGGCUGCCUGGACUUUCCAUUCCCUUAAAUGGGCACAGAAGCAAAAGCUGGUAUGAACUGGGCCACCAGGACUGUGUGCGUCUGGGGCAUUGGGGUGGCAGCAGCAGGACUCUCUCUGCUUUCCUCCUGGGGGUGGCAGGCUCGUUCUCCCAGUCCCCCUGGGAGCUAGAUUUGUACCAAAUCUAAGCAAUAAAAAGUAGAAAACUGAGAAAAUCUGGUAGUGAGAGAAAGAGGCUCCCAGGCUGAUUCUCAGGGAGGCUGCUUCGGGAGGCUGCUGCCAGGAUGGUUUAUUUGGAAAGAGUAUGUAAACAGAAUCAUAUGGCCUGGGGAAAGGGAACUGGGUUCUCAAGCAUCUGUGUUAUUUUUAACAUUUUGGGGAAUCCUGUUUCCUCUCUCUAUCCGUCUCUGAACUGUACUGUCUUCUCUGCACUCUUUCUCGCUCUACUUCAUCCCUCCCCCUGCUGCUAUCAUCUGUGACUCCCUCUGCAGUGCUGCUCCUCCCUCACUUGGAGCUAGGUCCAUUCUCCUUCCCUCCUUUCCAUAUCUCUCUUUGAGCUCCCCUCCACAGCUCUCUCUCUCCAUCUCUUCCCCUCCACACUUCCCUGGGCUGUGUUCAAUAUCAGCCCAGCUUCAAUCUCAGUAACAUUAUUGGCACGGCAAAGUAUACCAGUGUUGCCAAAGUUAAUACACUUGUCAAAUCUCUGUGCCUUGGUCAGGGUUUUAGAGGAGUAACUGGGUUUUAUACCACGUGGCCACUAUGAUCUAUUGUGAAUUUGCUGGCUAGGGGCCAGGUAGCAUUAAGACAUUUCCACUGUCUUUUUCCUUUCACUCAAAGUUAUGUCAUUUUUCUUCUUUGCUUUGCCGCAAAGAGUCUUGCUAUUUCUGAUCACUUGGAAAAGUCUCCUCCUCUUCUUUUGGAUCUCAUGCAGCACAAUAAAAAGUGCCUGACAGUUUCAGUCUCUCCUGUCACUGUGGGGUACAAAAUUGCCCAUCCCUGGGUUUCUAGUGGAAAGUGUCCUGGCUUCCGUUUUUGCUUUGGGAUCACUGCUUCAAUACUUGGUGAGAGCACAGCUCUGUUUUACACAUUGUCCUGUAGACAGGGGGUCUGCUAGUGUUAAAGGAGCUAGAGCAAUCCAGCUGCUUGUGUUGAUGAUGUACUCUAAUCCCAGUAGCCAACACACUUUUCUUUUUUGGGGGCUUCAUGUAGUGUCUGGAAGAAGGUGGGAAGAUACUGCCUGUGUAGAAGUGGAGGGUGAUUUUAGCAGUGGUUAUGAUGUCCCUUCCAGUGCAACCUGUGUGCCAGUUGCUGUACUCCACACUCCCCACCCAUAAAGGUCUAGCAAUAGCUUUAUCUGUGGGAUGAAGGUAGCCAGAGGAUUUUAAAGAUCUGUAGCACAUCCUGUAGCCAGUUGGGCCCUUCCUGCUGCAUGACUGUGAGGCCAAGGUGUGGCUCAUUCAGGUGGGUUCUGCUGGUGUCUGCAGAGUAACAUUUUAAUUUGCUUUGGGGCUUUAAGCCUGUGAUUUUUUGGUCUUUUCUAGGCUGAACUGACGGGGCCUGUGUGCUGCUGUAGCAGGUGUCUCUGUAGCAGGUUCAGGUGCCUUGGGUGGGGAUUAAUCUGCCCAGUACUGAUAACAGGAAUAGUAUGACUCGUGUCUCUCAGAACUGCUCUGUCCCUCUCUGUGUCAUUUUUGCUCCGGGGGCUGAAUUGGUCUGUGUGACUAGGGGAGGCCCAAACUGCAUGGUCUCGGUCCCGGAGCUGGCCCACCUGCACCUGAAAACUACGUCCUCCCUCUCUGUUCUGUCUGAGCCGUGGGGUCUCUCGUUCUGAGCCGUGCUCCCUCUGUCUCUCUUUCAGUGGUGUCCUCGCUCGCUCACUCCCACCUAUUUGAAAAGCCCUUGUGGCACCUGAGGAUGUGCCAUCCCAGCCGCAUACCUGUGGUCAUGAGUAGAGAGUCUGGAAGGACAGGACAGGCUUGGGCGGACAUGGGCGGUGAGAGAGGCUGACUCAAGCUGCUGUUUUAAAAAUGGAUUCUAAUUGUGCUAUCGAAAUGAUGGCGGGUGGAGGGGAAGACAAUGACUCCUGACAGUUACAGCCCUUAGUGCUUCCCUGGCCCUUGUAUUUCAAAGGACUGUACUGAUCUGAGCUCCAGAGUUCUCCUGCCUCUUCCCCCCCUCCCCCACUGUGAGUUAGGGGUGUAUUGCAUGUUAUCCCCGUAGCACUCCGCAGUGAUCUCCCUUCUAAGCCCACUACUACUGCCUGCCCUAGCUAGCUCUGUGCACUGGGGCAUGCCUGCCUGAGGCUUAGCACACACAUGGGUCUAUUAAGCUGGGUACACUGAGGCUAAACUCCUGCCUGGGAAGGGCCUUUUAUUGCUGAUUGUCCAGACUCCGAUGAAAUUGGUGGUGGGGAUUCCUGUACCUCUCAGAGUUGUUUUGUUUACUGAGAUCAGCAAUGUUGCUUGACUGGAGUUGUUAAUUCAUUCCCCUCUUCCUCCUGUUUCCAGUCAUUUCUCUGCUCUCUUUCUCUUGAUCAGCUUCAAGUGGUUUUAUUAGACUUCUUAAGGGAACAAUUUCAAAUGAUUUCCUUUGCUGUUUCUUAUAGCAACAUCCGGAGUCAGCAAGAGGCUGCCAGGUCGGGGGAGGGGAUUGAGACACGAGUUACCUUCCUCCCCCUCUGCCAGAUGGGGACACUGGACUGGCGGCAGCUGCUGAGUCAGCCCAGGAAUCUUGUGUAUGUGUAUCAAGAAUGCAGGUACCCAUAGGAACAUUGCUUGUGCUAAGGGCUGACUCGCCCUGAUUAUCUUAAUCCUCAGCCUUACUGAGCAUGAAGUCUAAAUCCUACUGCCCAUUUGUGAUGGUGAAGUGAAUUUCUGCUGUUCUGCUCCAGCCAGGAGGAGGGAAGGUCUUCAGCCUUCCAAAGACCGGAUCAGAGCAGUGAGUCUAUCUCAUCUGGUAUUUCACCUCCUUGAGGCAUCAGAGCAGAUCAGUGAUCAGCUGGGCCAAUCUCUCCUCCUUGUUAUAGUAUAAUAGAUCUGUGGUCUGUCUAGUCUGGUAUCCUGCCCCUGGCAGUAGCCAGUAUGCUCCUCCGCAUGUUAAAUCUAAUUGUGCAAUAUCAUAGCAAGGCGGUAGGGGGUGAUAAUGUUUCCUGAUCCCAGACGGUGAUCAGCUUUCACUGAAGCAUAAGAACCUGUGGAUCUCACUGAGCUCUUUUCCCCCAUAACAUCAUGCAGCAGUGAGUUUCACAAGUUACUUGUUGGAACAGCCAAAGACUGUUUUUGUGGAACAGUCCAAAGACUUCAGACCAAAGGUUUAAAUUUUUUAUUUUAAAAACAGUCAGAAUUGCAAGACGUUUUAACUAGAGCUGGUCAAAAAAUGUUCAAAUGAGACAGUUUUCUCAAAACUUUCUGCAGGAGCAUAGGGAUUUUGACAAAAUGUUGUUAAGAAAUAAAAAUAGAAUUGAAGUGUUUCGUCAAAGUGAAAGUCAAAGUGGAAUGUUUUGACCUUAUUGAAAUGGAACAUUUUGAUUUUUCAUUUUGAAAUGACUUUAUUUGGAAAUUUAUUUUGUAUUAUAUCAUAAACAUAUAAACUUUUUCAAAAGUCAAAAUCUGAACGAAAUGUUUUGUUUGACCUGCAACUAAAUUUUUUUGAAAAUUUUAUUUCACUGGAAAUUUCACAUUGUUUUGUUUUUCAUGUUGGUGUGGCGCAAAACCAAAUUUUGAAAUGUUGGAAUUUCCUGCAGAAUAAAAAGGCUGCGUUUCAGCCAGCUCCAAUUGUAACCAAUAAGACUGCAGUAUGUAAAUGAACUAAAGUCAAGUGCACUGAGGGUUACCAAAUGUUUGUGAGUUGUGAAGUUCCAGAAUUAUGUCGAGAUCUGGGAGGCCUCUGUCUAGGGUUUCAUCCGCUGUUGGCUUUGUUGUCUAUGUAUCAGGUAUGACACAGCUAUGCUGCCCGGUAUCAUAAGUUCACAUUCCAGCUGGGUUGACUUAACCUUUUUUCUGAGAGAGAGAAACUGAGCACCAGGCAUUAAUCGGAGUGGUCCGGUCUGCUCUGUAUGGACAUUAAGGCUCCCAGGCACUUUUAUAAAAUUAGGAUUUUCCCCUGCUCUCUGGUGUUCUAGCACAGUGGUUCUCAACUAGGGGUACGUGUAUCCCCUGGGCGUACACAGAGGUCUUCUGGGGGUACAUCAGCUUAUCUAGUUAUUUGCCUAGUUUUAUAACAGGCUACAUAAAAAGCACUAGCAAAGUCAGUGCAAACUAAAAUUUCAUACAUCUCGUUUAUACUGCUCUAUAUACUAUACACUGAAAUAUAAGAACAAUAUUUAUAUUCCAAUUGAUUUAUUUUAUAAUUAUAUGGUAAAAAUGAGAAAGUCAGCAAUUUUUCAGUAAUAUGCUGUGACACUUUUGUAUGUUUAUGUUUGAUUUUGUAAGCAAGUAGUGUGAGGUGAAACUUGGGAGUAUGCAAGACAAAUCCCAUUCCUGAAAGGGGUGCAGUCACUGUUCUAGAGUGUGCUAUAUCCUGGCUGGAUCCCAUCUUUCAGAGGUGCUAUCUGAAUGGUUUAUAGCAGGGGAAUUUUUUGGUCAAGGUAUAGUCAAGGUCCGGACUCCAGAGAAACAUUUUUCACACCUCAGUAACAAUAAUGAUAAUUAAAUAAAAAGAUUUCAUGGUCUGUUCAAAAGCCUCUGGCAGUCUGGAUUUGGCUCACGGUCUGCCUAUUGACUACCCCGGUUCAUAAUGUCUGAAGUGCUUUGGUUUUGAAGACACUAUAGUAAUACAAGAUAGUGGCAUUCACACCUCUAUGUACGAAUGAGACAACCUGCAUGUAUAGAGAGUGGCAUGUAUGCACACCACUGCUUUCUACUGAAUAAAAUCAGAAAUGGUUUUCUAUAUGUCAGAGGCACUCUACUGCUGAUAUCUAAGGGAGAUUCCCCUUUAGCUCAAGGAGCAGGCAUCUAUGCUUUUUGAAGCAGGAGAUCUGAGUUCUAACUGCUCUAUCACUUUGAAGGUCUGAUUGGACCCCGUGUGCAACAUAAUGACAAACACAAAGUUCAUAGAUGGCCACAUUUUUGUUGCAGUCCCAUAGAAAGGCAUUUGGAUGCUGAAAUAACACAAUUUCCCCUCCUUCUUGCCCUACUUUUUUGUAGGGACGAUUACUUCUGCUGCUCCCCAGGUCUUCUGCCUGGCUGCCCUGUGCUACCACCAUGAGUCUGACUUCCCCAGGCUCCCUCCGUCUGGCUGCCAGCGUUGUGCUUCCCUUGUGGCAUUAGACUGCCUAUUUUUCAUUCCCUUGGAGGUGUGACAAAGUUCCUCCUCUACCUUGGUGGGUCCUGCGCUUAUUUGGCAGAUUUGCUCACCUCAGUGAUCUUCCCCACAGUCUGGGUCAACUCCUGUGUCUGAUCAGGAAUUGGGAGGUUUGGGGGGAACCCGGGCCCGCCCUCUACUCUGGGUUCCAGCCCAGGGCCCUGUGGAUUGCAGCUGUCUAUAGUGCCUCCUGUAACAGCUGCAUGACAGCUACAACUCCCUGGGCUACUUCCCCAUGGCCUCCUCCAAAUACCUUCUUUACCCUCACCACAGAACCUUCCUCCUGGUGUCUGAUAACGCUUGUACUCCUUAGUCCUCCAGCAGCUCUCCCUCUCCCUCUCCCUCUCCCUCUCCCUCUUCUUCUCCCUCUCAGCUCCUUGCACCUCUUGCUCCCAGCUCCUCACACACACUUCCUCUCCUCUGGCUCCCCCUCGCCUGACUGGAGUGAGCUCCUUUUUAAACACAGGUGCCCUGAUUAGCCUGCCUUGAUUGGCUGCAGGUGUUCUAAUCAGCCUGUCUGCCUUAAUUGGUUCUAGCAGGUUCCUGAUUACUCUAGUGCAGACCCUGCUCUGGUCACUCAGGGAACAGAAAACUGCUCAUCCAGUGCCCAGUAUAUUUGCCCUCUACCAGACUCCUGUACCCCACUGGUUUGGAUCUGUCACAGAGGGCAUUAGCUGGAGGGAGUCGAGAGAGGUUCCACAAAAGCAAUGGGAUCCAAUCUGGGAGGCCGGUUUCAGGCACAACAAUUGCUUCUGCACAGGGAUCAGGAUUGGGCCUGCAUUCCAGGAGAGCAUUUGCAGGUCUGGUCAUGAGCUAAUCUGACGCUGCAGGAAUACAAGUGAGACUUCACAGCCCUAGCACUGUAUGCAAAUAGCUUCGGCACGUGUGCAUCUUUGGGUCACAGUAUAGAGAAUAGGAUUUGUAUGUAUGUAAGUGGCAUAUUCUCCGAUAUCCAGCGUGCACUGCUUUGUGUCUUGUUUUAAUCACAGUUGUUCGGAGCAUGCUUCUGUUUCCAUCUGCUCCUGCUAACUGCAAACAUAAGGCAGCCUAGGAGAGAGGAAGUCUCUCUUUAGAAGGGCAUGAUUCUGAAAGGUUCAGGGUAAACAAAACUAGCAGGUUCAUUGCAAAAGGGAUUAGCACAUUUUGUUACCUCUCCCUUCAGAGACCCUUCGAUGUACAAUGUCUGCUGGAAGAGAAAUAUGAAUCAGUCGCAUUGACUGUGGCAAGUGGGUUCGUAUGACCAUUCUGCUCUUUACACUGCAAUGAUCCAAGCAUACACAAGCCCUGAUUCUCAGAAGGUAUCAGCUGGUCUAGUUCCAUUGACAUCAAUGCAGCUACACCAAUUUACCCUAGCUGAUGUUCUGGCUCGCAACGUAUACUGAGAAGUCUCGAUGUCUUAGGGCAAUGAUCCCCCUACGCCCAGUGGUCAUAGGAGGCAAUAUACAAAUCCCUAACUUUCUUGGGUUUCAAUCUUGGGCCAUAUUUGGUACUCUGGCUUCUGAGGUAGAGGUGUUUGUGCUGUUCUAGUAGUGAUAUUGGUGUGGCUGGCACCGUGCGCAUUGUCAUAGCGAUUCACAAAUUGUAUGUGCAAUAGGAGAUGCAAGGUUUGGGAACACUGGCCGAGGGCUUUUUAUCUGCAUCUGGUUCGCUCACGUAGAAUAGGGAUCUUCUUAGCUGGUUUGGAGUGCUGCUAUUUCAGCCAUUUCUGCGUGCUGAGAAAAGGGGUUGGCACAUGGACUGGUGAUUUGAAGUGUGAUUCCACUCUGAAAAGUGAGUCUGUAAAAAACGCAGGGGGUUGCUCAGCAGAUCUACUCCCUGAGUGUUUUCAGAGUCCCAGCACAUUUUGGGUACUUGAAAAUAUUUAAUAAUAUCUGGUUGCUUUAUUGAGAAAAAUACAUUUUGGCUGUUUUUCACACUGCUUAGCCCUGCGGUGCGAACACAGCUCCAGGAGAGUGAGCUGGAUUUGAUUCCUUCUGCACUGACACCAUCAGCAGAAUUGUGUACUCAGGGUCUGUCUGCACCGCAGUUAGGGGUGUGAUUGCAGCACGUAUAGACAUACCCAAGCUAAGUUUAUGGAGCUAGAUCAAAGUUAGCUCGAGUAACCAUAGCAGUGAAUCUGCAGCAGAAUGGACGGCAGCUGCUUGAGUGUGUACCCAGGGUCCUGGGCAGGUGGGCCUAGCCCAGGCAGAUGCUUGUGCUGCUGUAGUUUUACUGUUCUUGUAACUGGAACUAGAUCAAAUCUCACUCAGGUCUGUCUUCACAUGCUACAGUCAUAUCUCCUGAUUCCAGUGUAGCCAUGCCAUAGUUCCAGUCAUUUACACAUGUGCAACCCCAGUGAAGCCAAAGGGGUUUCACCAGUUUUGCUGAGGACAUAAUCUGAAGAUGGGGGCUGCAGAGAUGUCAACAAAGGUCUAAGUUGGCCUGCAGUAACUCUCUAGCUAGUGAUGAUGUAGAAGAAGGAAAGAAUUAAAUUUAGUUUUCAGAACCUAGAGUGAGUUUUAAUGGCUGGCUUCUUUUUACUUGUAUACUAAGCACAUUUGACCUGGAAACAUUGAGAGGCAACAGAUGUAGAACGUCACGGUGACAUUUCUAUAGUGUCUCUUUUCAGAGUAGAAUCACACUUUAAAGUCAGUAAGUGAAUUCCGAUAAAGGUUGAGGAACCUUUGCCAUCAACCUUGGCUUUGACCAGUAUACGUUCUGUCCUUUGGACUGGUUCCUUAGCCAGACUGUUGCUUUGUCGAUAAAACAGAUUAACUGUGCUGUUUACAAUCUCUUGCACUGGCAAAGUUUGCAGAUUCCUCUGAGAAAUAACAAAGGCCAUUGUCUAAGAUAAUCUUUUCAGGGAUUCUGUGUCUAGUGAGUAUGGCCCUUGGUUUGUGGUACUUUCAGUUGUGUUCAGGAUUUCCAGUUCCAAGAAGUUAGUUUAAUAGUGCACAACACGCAUAUCGAGUCUGUUGUUCCACACAAGGAAACAAACAACUGUCAAUGGUCUGCCAUGGUCUUGUUGGCAUUCCAUGAGGUAUCAUUGGUUCACUUGUAUUUUUCAUAUAUCUUAAAGCAUAUUGGACAAGCUGGUCAACUUGCUGAUGUAUCAAACUAAAGGAAUAGGUCAGUUUCUUUGCUCACCUUUCUGCAUGCCCAUUAGCCAGCGGUUUUGGGCCUACUACAGGAGUGGGUGGGUGAGGAUCUGUGGCCUGCACUAUGCACGUGGUUAGCUUAGAUGAUUGUGAUGGUACCUUCUGGACUUAAGUCUCUGAGUCUAUGAACCCAGUUGGAGAGCUUCUCAGUGCACAUGGAACACCUGUUCUGGCCAAAUGACCAUCUCAGUGGAUUGCCACCCUUGGGCUCAUGCUGCUAGCAUGAGACAAAGCCAGAACUGCCUGAGCUCGGAAGUGUUGAGAUGUGGCCAACUCCUGCCGUCCCCUCCUGCAGCGUACGGUUGGCUCCUGAGUGUUUCAUGGCCAGUUCUUUUCAGACGGCCUUCGGUGACGGGGCUGCCUGGGGACUUGCCAGCUCUGGCGGUGUUCGUCCUGUCUUUUGUUGCCACUUCAGCAGCGUUGUGCUAGUUUAGCCAUAUAUCUUUCAUUGGUUCCUUGAGUAGUCUUUCUUUCUUUCUUUAACUGGAUGUUCAAGGCCAUGACCAUUGGUGGUGGUGCUAUCAGAACUUUGAUUCCUGUGCUACUGCUCCUUCCAGAGUGCUUAGGCAAAGACUGACUGGCUGCCUGGUGCCCUCAGAGCCUUGGGCCUAUCUCCUCUACAGAGCAUCCUUCUGUGGGUGCAGCAAUGAGACACUUCUCUGAACUCAUUGCAGCUCUUUGGCACCGAGAUU